Messenger RNA from Trichosurus vulpecula (common brushtail), 1464 nucleotides. Its product is annotated as olfactory receptor 10H1-like. Gene Ontology annotation, cellular component: membrane. The transcript has 2 exons. The coding region runs from base 1 to 1464 and encodes 487 amino acids. Lineage: Eukaryota; Metazoa; Chordata; Mammalia; Diprotodontia; Phalangeridae. The record is from RefSeq and is a predicted model, not a curated record. Gene Ontology annotation, biological process: G protein-coupled receptor signaling pathway. Gene Ontology annotation, molecular function: olfactory receptor activity; G protein-coupled receptor activity.
AUGAAAAUUAAAGCGACUCCACACUCUGAAGGUAGUCUUGCACGAAGCGGGAGAGCAGCCGGUAGCACUCCCAGGCAAGGAGCCCGGCCGCCGGGUACAGCCGCCGCCGCCGCCGCUGCUUCCAGCUACCACACGCUCACCUGCUGCGGCCGCCUGGGCCACCGUAGAGGCAGAUCUUACCGCCCCUCUAAGGGCCGCAGCCUGCUGACUCCCUCCGCCAUCGCCCUCUGCCGUGGACCUUCAUAUACCCUUCCGGGGGCACAAGUCCUAGAGGUGAGUGAGAUCAGCUGUCCUCCCUCAGGGACCCGGGAGCCGGGAUCUCUGGCAGUUCAGCCGCUGUGGUCCAGACGCAGUGCUCGGGCGUCCCGAACGACUGCUGGGCCUCUGUGUCCCCGUCGCUCCCACAAUCUGCUCCCGGUUACCUACGUUACUUGGCUUCCACAGACCGUCCCCGCUCUCGUCCCGGACUUUUACCAAAUACCCAGCGUGAGAGUGUCGGGGUGUGAGGGCGUGUCCUCCACGCUGGGGCCAAACCACACCACAGUGUCUGAGUUCAUCCUCAUUGGCUUCUCCACGUUCCCUCGUCUUCAAUUGAUGUUCUUUGUGCUUUUUCUGCUGAUGUAUUUGUUCACACUGCUGGGCAACCUUCUCAUCAUGCUGACCAUCUGGAGUGAGCGGAGCCUCCACACACCCAUGUACUUCUUCCUGUGUGCACUCUCUAUCUCAGAAAUCUUCUAUACUUUUGCCAUUAUCCCACGACUACUCACAGACUUGCUCUCUACUCAACAUGCUAUCUCCUUCAUGGGCUGUGCCAACCAGAUGUUCUUCUCCUUCACAUUUGGAUUCACCCACUCUUUCUUACUCACAGUCAUGGGCUAUGACCGCUAUGUGGCCAUCUGCCACCCUUUGCGCUACAAUGUGCUCAUGAGCCCACAGGGUUGUACCUGGCUGGUGGUCUUCUCAUGGUUUGGUGGCAUGGUAAUGGGACUGGUGGUCACACUUGCCAUUUUCCACUUGCACUUUUGUGGGCCCAAUGAAAUCCACCAUUUUGCCUGCCAUGUACCCCCCUUGGUGAAGCUUGCCUGUGGGGACAUUUGGGCUGUGGCCAUGGGAGUGGGAAUGGUCUGCAUCACAGCCCUAUUGGCUUGCUUCCUCCUAAUCCUCAUUUCCUAUGCCUUCAUCGUGGCCACUAUCUUGAGGAUCCCUUCCGCUGAGGGCCGACACAAAGCCUUUUCUACCUGUGCCUCCCACCUCACUGUGGUUGUGGUACACUAUGGCUUUGCUUCUGUUAUAUACCUAAAGUCCAAGGCCCCAGAGUCACUUGAAGGAGACACAUUGAUGGGGAUCACCUAUACUAUCCUUACUCCCUUCUUGAGCCCCAUCAUCUUUAGUCUGAGGAACAAGGAACUGAAGAAUGCCCUACAUAAAGUCUUCUUCAGCAAUUUCUUCCCUCAAAAACUGUAG